Messenger RNA from Protopterus annectens (West African lungfish), 2410 nucleotides. It is a transcript of the gene MINDY3, whose product is annotated as MINDY lysine 48 deubiquitinase 3. NCBI's taxonomy places the organism in Eukaryota, Metazoa, Chordata, Ceratodontiformes, Protopteridae. The transcript has 15 exons. Gene Ontology annotation, molecular function: K48-linked deubiquitinase activity; cysteine-type deubiquitinase activity. Gene Ontology annotation, biological process: protein K48-linked deubiquitination. The coding region runs from base 112 to 1449 and encodes 445 amino acids. The record is from RefSeq and is a predicted model, not a curated record.
GCUAUGUCAGUGCUUCACCAGGGAAGUACUGCGUACAGGAAGUCACUACAUGUUUAGGGAAAUAAUACAUUGUUUUACUCAAUGAAAACAAGUCACAGUUAAGGGAUUAGAAUGUCUUCUGAAAUAGAUAAAGAACUAUUGGAUCUAGUAUGGGGGAGAAGGACCAGCAAUGGUGGGCUUUCUGAAACGGUAUUUCGCAGAUGGACUCAAGGUUUUGUAUUCAGUGAAGCUGAGCCAUCUGCAUUGGAACAGUUUGAAGGUGGUCCUUGUGCUGUAAUUGCACCUGUUCAGGCUUUUCUUUUGAAGAAUAUUUUAUUCAGCUGUGAAAAUUGUAACUGGAGAGUUUGCCAGGAGGAAGAACGCAAGACCAUCCUAUGCCAUACUCUGUGUGAGAUUCUUGAAAAUUCUUGCAAAGGAAAAUCCUGUUGUUUAGUUACGUGGUCAAGAGAAAAGACAACUGAAAGGGAUACUGGUGGUAGCAAUGAAGAACCAAGUCUUGAAAAUGAGAGACUGCAGUCUUCUGCCUUGGCUGCUGAAGAGCUUGGCUUUGAGCGAUUUCAUGCAUUAAUUCACAAAAGGAAAUUUAAAGGUAUUUCUGAGCUAAAAGAUGUGCUUCUCGAUCAGUGUGACAUAUGGAAGAGCAAAUAUGGGGUGCUGCUGUUUUUGUAUUCCGUUAUUCUAUCAAAGGGCAUUGGAAACAUUAAAAAUGAAAUAGAAGAUGCCACUGAGCCAUUAAUAGACCCUGUAUAUGGUCAUGGAAGUCAAAGCUUAAUCAGUCUGUUGAUAACAGGACGUGCUGUUUCCAAUGUAUGGGAUGGAGACAGAGAAUGUUCUGGAAUGAAGCUACAUGGCAUAAGUAAUCAAGCAACAGUAGGCUUUUUAACAUUAAUGGAAUCCCUGCGGUACUGCAAGGUUGGUGCUUUCCUGAAGUCUCCCAGAUACCCUGUUUGGGUCCUUGGCAGUGAAACUCAUCUUACAGUAUUCUUUUCCAAGGAACAAAGUCUAGUAGCUCCUGAAUCACCUUCUGAGCAGGCGAGAAGAGUAUUCCAAACAUAUGACCCUGAAGAUAAUGGGUUUAUACCUGACACAAUGCUAGAAACUGUAAUGAAAGACUUGGACCUAGUAUCGGAACCAGAGUAUGUAAACAUUAUGAAAACCAAAUUGGACCCUGAAGGCCUGGGGAUCAUAUUGCUGGGCACAUUUCUUCAAGAAUUUUUCCCAGAACAGGAGUCUUGUAUUCCAGAGUCAUUUCCUGUGUUCCACUAUAAUGGGUUAAAACAGUCAAACUUUAGUGAAAAGGUCAUGUAUGUUGAAGGCACUGCAGUUAUUUUGGGUUUUGAGGAUCCCAUGGUACGAACAGAUGAUACACCAAUUAAACGAUGCUUGCAGACCAAGUGGCCAUAUAUUGAACUGCUGUGGAACACUGAUCGAUCUCCCUCUCUAAAUUAAUAGUAUAGCUGCUGUAGUGAAUACUGUUGCAAGAGAAGUGUGUUGUUCAGUCAUCUAAAAUACACCCUGACGUCACUGGGUAUACCAGUGGAAAUUAUUUUUUUGUACAAAGUGCAAACGUGACUUUUAUAAAAUGCUGUUAAGGAACAUGUUAUUUAAAGUGACAAUGCAUGUUGUAUUAUUGCAUUAUUGUACAGUAUGUUUUAAUAUGUUUCCAUCAGUUAUACUUUUUGUACAUAUUUAUGUCAGGUUAUCACACUAACUUAAACAGUAGCUGGUAUUUAUGCAGUCUUUGGACCAAGCAUAUAUUUAGAUUAUUUAUGCACAGUUACAUCCUUCCUGCAUGAUCUGAAAUUAAAUAUGGGCUUUUAAAAAUACACGCAUAUGCAUAUUCCUUUACAGUUAUUAAAUUUAAGUAUGUAGAACACUGAAGGAUUCAUUUUCCAAAAUGAAAUGUAUAGAGCACUACAAACAAUAGUGAUUUCUGGUUAGCUGUAAAUUUUCAAAAUUUUUGUCUGUAUUGUAAAAUUUUUUACAUAUGAGUAGAGAUUGCACUGGGAAGAUGUUACAAGACUUUUGCACUGUAUCUUUCAAAAUCAGAUAGUUGUCAAAUGAAAAACUAUAGCUGAAUUAUUCAGUUUUAGCACUUCCUUUUAUCAAAUUACCAGUGAGAGAUGCGUUGUCAUUUGAUGUCAGGUAAAAGCAUUUCAUUAGGAAUCAGCUGAAAUGCGUACAAGUGAUAUAUCAGGAAAUAGGUGAUAUGUAUCCUCAUUCUAAGCUGAUCAGAUGUAUAACAAGUCCAAAAAUGUGUUUUCUUAAUGUAUCAAUUUCUAAUACCAACCCAGUUCUUUAAGCCUUUUGCUGUAUUAAAUGCAUGGAAAUGUCCGUAUGUUAGUGUUCUAUUUAUUACACUCAUUUGUUAAUGUUAAAUAAAUUCAGUCUGAUGGCUACCAUGUGUCUA